CUUUAUUGAGCUAGAUUUUAUUUAACUUUAUGAAAGUGUUAAAUGAGAAUUUCACAUAUUUAAUAAAUUUAUUUAAGGUCAAAGAAGUUAAUUCUGUCUGGAUACAGACCCGUUGCAUGAUGGGAUUUGUAAACUAAUGGCGGCGAAGGGCACCAACAAUGGGGUGAACAUGUUUUGAUGAUAACUUGUAUACAAAUGGAUACGCAGAAUUCCCCCAGUCCUUCGCAGUUUAAAUUAUACUUUCAUGCAGCUCAAUUUACUAUACUUGGAUCAUGACUAUAAAACGAAAAGAUUUUCAAAAGGCUGCUGCCUUCUUACAUGAAUUUCUCCUAAAGCUGAAUGAGGAAUCAGAAUGUGCAGAACUCAGGGAUGUUCUAAAUUUAGCACUGCUACAGUUACAGAAAUACUAUCGGCAGCUGCAGAAUCGAUCACAAGACAAAAAUGUAACAACUUUAUCAUUAACUGCAAGAGGAUUAAGUCCUAUGACACCUUUUGUGGAUGCACCAGACAAAUUUCAAUGGAAAUGGCUAAACUUAGACAGUAUAAAAAAUAUAACUGGUGUGAGGACAGACGAAAGUAUGAACAUAACUGUGUUGCCUCCCCUGAUUGAUGCUACUAAACAAGGAGAUUAUCACACUGUAAAAGAGUUAAUAGCUGAUGAUCCAUCACAUGUUGAGGAAAGAGAUGGCACUGGACGUACACCUUUAUAUUAUGCUAUACAUUUUAAACACAUGGAAAUUUUACAUCACUUAUUGGAAAAUAGCUGUGAAGUAAACACUUCAGCACAUGAUGGAUCAACUGCCUUACACCAAGCUUGCCAUGAUAGUAAUCAUGUAGGACUUAGUUUGUUGCUACAGUGUGGGGGAGAUUUUACUAUCCAAGAUACACAAGGGAGAGCACCCAUACAUUGGGCAGUAACUACAAAGACAACAGAAUGUCUUAAGUAUUUGAUAGCCAACCAGGCUGAUGUCAAUGUACGAGACAAAGAUGGAUUGACCCCAUGUAUGUGGGCAUGUCGUCUGGAUCAUAUUAAACAUUUUGAACUAUUGACCUCAGCAAGAUCCUUCCGUCCAGAGGAGCAUGAUGGGAUUGAACGAGAUAAUGGUGGAAGGACUUGGAUGCAUUGGUCUAUUAGAAGAACGGAACCUCUGGAAUGUUUACAGACUUUACUGACUGCAGAAACAGCCACUAUACAAGAUGAAGAUGGCAAAACAGUAUUACUGCUAGCUGCUGAAAUGGGUUCCCUGUUAGCUUGCAAGAUAAUAGUUGAGAUUGGAGGCUAUAAUCGUGUGCACGACAGAGAUAAUCAAGAUAGAACUGUGUUACAUUUGGCAGCCAUUGGUGGUCAUGGUGAUGUGGUUAAUUAUCUGUUGGACAAGGGAGCUGAACUGGAGGCGAGGGAUAAGUUCAACAUUUCGCCAUGGGACUACGCCAAGAAUAAACAGUUACAUUAUUGUCAGUUGAUUAUAAUGUCACAUCAGAGACAGAGAUUAAAAAGUAAUCCCACAAGUCCUCUACCUAAUGGCCUCGGUCUGAGUCUUGGCAGUUUAAACGGGUACAUGAACGGUGAUGAUUAUGAUCACAUGAUUAAUACUCAAGACAGUUUUGAUAAUAUGCCAAUUACUCCACCUCAUCCUCCCAAACGACCAAGGACAGGGAGACAUCCAAUCAGAAGAUCCCAUAGUUUGACUUCUCCUGACAGAGGGCGCUCUUACAUUCCAGCAGACCAAGAAAGACUUAUUAUAAGUGCUGGUGGAGAUCUCCAACAAGGGAGAUCAUCCUUAACAAGUGACAGACCUAACUCCUAUUCUAAUAGAGAACAGUAUACAAGAAGGGAACCAGGGAGAGAAACAGGGAGAACAAAUGAAAGAAUAGAGGUUUCAUUAAAUCCCAGGCAAACCUCUGCAGAUGGCAGAAUACCUAGUGAACAUAGAAGGAGAGAUGAUAACAGAUUUGACCAUCCAAAUGGUCAUAGGCGGUCAGAUGAUAAUAGAUUUGACCAUCCCAAUGAUCAUAGACGGACAGAAGAUAACAGAUUUGACCAUUCAAAUGAUCAUAGGCGGCAGGAAGAUAAUAGAUUUGCCCAUCCAAAUGAUCAUAGGCAGACAGAAGAUAAUAGAUUUGACCAACCAAAUGAUCAUAGGCGGCAAGAGGAUAAUAGAUUUGACCAACCAAAUGAUCAUAGGCGGCAGGAUGAUAAUAGAUUUGACCAUCCAAAUGAUCAUAGGCGGACAGAAGACAAUAGAUUUGAUUCUCGGAGUGAUGAUCGAUUACACCAUUCAAACAAUAGAUUUGAAUCUUCUAGAGACAAUAGGUUUAAUUCUGAAGAAGGAUUAGACUCAGCAGAUGGUCGUUUUAAUUCAACUGUUGAUAGUGGAUUUCAUUCGAACGUUAAUAGACGAUUAAAUUCCACUGGGGAUGGACAUGACGACAGGAGAUUUAAUUCUGAAUAUGAAGUGCUAGACCGACCCAAUGAUGUUGAUAUGGAAGAUGAUAUUAGAUCCAAUCCAGAUGAUGACAUUGAUAAUGUCAGUGUUGGUGGAAUGGAUGUAUCAGAUAUCGAGGACGAUGAGAGAGGUCCUCCCAUGACAUCACGGAGGUCAGAUACAAGUGGGUCAGUGCACCAUCCUCGACCACCACCUAGAAAAAAUCAACAGAAAUCCUAUGCACAGCCUUUGGAGCCUCCAUACAGACAGCAAAGCUCAUCACAAGAUUAUAAUGAGUACCCAGAUGAUAGAAGGGAUAAUUUCCGUCAAAAUGAUGUUUUAAGUCGUUCUGAUGGAUUCUCAAAUAGCCGACAGGAUAAUUUUCCUAAAAAUAGAUCAAUGGAGUUCCCUGGCAACAAAUCUAUGCAACCAAAGCCUCCUUCAAAAUUUAACCAAAGAGUUAUUUCCCCUAAUUUCAAUCCUCCAUCAAACAGUAAUACUGACAACUUUCCGCCAGGAAAGCCUAGGCCAGCACCAAGGCAACCAAGUAUGCCUAAGCCACGCCCACCUCCACGAAGAACACCGUCCCCCACACAGCCUGGAUCUAGAGAUCAGAUAUACAGUCCACCACUGUCCAGUCAGAGCAAUCAUGGCAAUGAUUUACCUAUACAGAAACCAUCCCCUCCACCUCCAAUAGAUUCAAACAGACCAGAUUCUGGCUCUAAACCUCCAGGUGUUGUGGAAGGAAGACGUAUACCACCACCUAUGUUAAUGCCAUUAGAAAACGCACCAAAACCUCCAAUGCUAAGUAUCCUCGAUAGAAAGUCAGAAAAGAGGAAGAAGAGAAGAAAAAAGAAAGAAAGGGAUCAAGAAAGAGAGAGGGAACGAGAUAUGGAUCUGAAGUCUCCUCCAAUGGAUAUUGAACCUCCCAGGGGAUAUGCUGCCCCACUCCAUCCACCCCCCUCAGCAACAUCCCGACCUCCAAGGGCACAGUCUGGUGUUCCUGCUCCAAAGUUUUCCAAACAACCACCUCAGAGGCAUGAACAAAGAUUGGUUUAUGAGAGCAUGGAUGAAGAAAUAAAAGAUGAUUUUGAACCACCAAAAAUAAAUGGCCAUGCUGUUCCAAUAAAAGAAGGUCCUCCAAAAUCUGGAAAGCCAGUCCACCGGACACAGUCAUUGGAGAGUGAAGAUUUAGAAAUGGAAUUAAUUGGCCAGUCAUAUGAUACAAUAAAUGAAGAAGAUGAUCAAGCUGGGCCAUUGAUACCUCCACCUAAAGGAUUUGGAACUCCAUCUAAAUCUCCAUCGGGCAGACCACUCUCACAUUCUAUUCCACAGGACAACAGAACAGCAAGAAUGACUCCUACAAGUGCUAAACCUCCACUUCCGCAGUCUGGUAGAUCCAGUGGACAGUCAGGCCGUACCAGUGCAUCGUACCGAAGGAAAAGUCCUUCACCUCAUCGGAGAUCACGCCCACCUACAGGGGGACGUUCUAGCAGUACUUCAUCAUAGUUUUAUAAUUAGUUUUUAUAUUCCGUCCAUAUUACAAUGACUAGUCUGUAUAUGUUAUUUAUUUAUUUGUGUAUUACAGAAUAUUGGAAUUUCCUAUUGAAAUUCUUAAAAAAACUUAUUUAUUUAGUUAGCAUUUUCUUCUCAAAGUUUAAUAUGUUGUUUUAAAUCUACAUUCAGUUGUAACUAACCCAUGGUUCCACUAGAACUUAGAAAAGAAAUUAAGAAAAUGUGAAACCAAUUAAGGUUUCUUUUUUAAAGAAAUAACUGGAUUGUUUCCCUUUAGAUUAAUGGAAUUAGAUGGUAGUUGCAUCAUCAAAAUGAUGAUAGAAAAUAGGAGUUUUAAAAUGAAAGGAUUGUUUGUCCCUCUGUUUCAAAAUAACAAUCUUUUUUUAAAGACUAUAAUGAAUUGAGAGUUUGUAGAUAACAAAUUUAAAAAGAAAAUAUGUCCUUGUUUUUGAGAUAUAAUUCUGGGCACAUUUAGUCUUUCAAAAAGUAAGAAAAAAAAGCCAGGGGGUUAUUACAUUUUUGGGGGGGAUAUGACCUUUAUUGGGACUCUGGGAUCAGGUGUUUUUAAGCUCGGGAUUUCGGAAUUGACCUUUUCGGGAUCUGUGAAUUCUAUUUUUCGAUUUUUCGGGACCUCAGGAUUUCAUAUUCUAAAGCCUGGGAUUUCAGGAUUUUUGGAUUUUAAGCCCAGUAUUCAGGAUCAGGGCCCCUCCUAACCCCCCUCAUUUUUUUUAAAACUACAGCUAGGAUUCUGAAUCUGUUUCAAAUCGUUUAAAACAAGAGUAGCGAACAACCCUAAAUAAAAUUAAUUGAUAAAACAAUUAUUUCAUAACUUAAAAAAUAUGAUUAGUGUGAAUUUUGAACUAAAAUAUUGAAUAUAGUUUGGAGAAACAGUAGAAUCAGCAAAUUGCCAAUGUAAAUUUAUGGUUUGUAAAUGUGCUUUAAAUGUUAGAACAUUUAUAUUUUUAUACUUUGUUAAACUGUUAAAAUAUGUUUAAGAUUUAUAUGUUAUUUAUUUACAACCCAAUCUUUGUUAAAAGAGGAUAUAUAUAUAUAUACACACAAUUACACACAUACACUAAUAUAUAUGUACAUAUAGAUAAUUAUUUUUACUUUAAUUUUCUUGAAGGAAUUGUCAUACAGUUUUAAGAAGAAAAGUUGUAUUUUUUAGUAGAUAGUGAUUGUAACUUGAAAAAAAAUCUAGCUUGUAAAUUUAACUCUAAAAAAAUACUAUUUAUUUUACUCUUUUUAAAACAAAAAACAGAAGCUUUGGUUUUCAAGCUUUGUAAUUAUGAAUGGCUUUCUCUGGCUACCAUGUAUGUUUUAAUAAAGUCCCUUAUAAAGUAUUAAAAAAGAUAUUUAUGAAUUUUUCAGACACACUUUUACAUAAAGAAUAUUUAUAAAAACCUUGAUCAUGUCUAGGUUUUUUUUAAACCUGAUAUUUUUAUUUAAUGUGAUAUAGCACUGUAUAUAGAAGAGCACAUUUUCAUCUCAAUCAUCAUGUGCCAAAUACAAUUUUAAAGAGAAUUUUUUAAUCUUAUUUAAAUGCUUUUUUUUAGUACUGUUUUAAUGAAUCAAGAAAUGUGUCAAUUUUUUAAUGCCUUAAAUAUCAAGAAAAAGCUAAAAGUGAGAGAGAAAAAACUGUUUAGCCAACAGUGUACAGUCCUUUGUUCAGCAACACAAAAUCGUUUUGUUUUAAUCUAUGAUAGAAAUAGAACUGUACAAUGCAAAUUAACAUAGAACUACUUGAUAUAUUCCAUAAUGAUUGGAACUAUUUCCAUGGAAAGUUUUAUGAAAAAUAACAUUACAAUUGGUAGGUAGUUAUGAAAAUUUUGCAAGGAACAAAAGUUCUUUUAACAUUAUAGCUCUUAAUGAGAUAACAUAUAUUAAAAUAGAAAAGAUAUUUUCAUGCAA
Mytilus trossulus (common blue mussel) is the source of this 5852-nucleotide messenger RNA. RefSeq lists its product as uncharacterized. The coding region runs from base 273 to 3935 and encodes 1220 amino acids. Lineage: Eukaryota; Metazoa; Mollusca; Bivalvia; Mytilida; Mytilidae. The record is from RefSeq and is a predicted model, not a curated record. The transcript is spliced from 15 exons. Gene Ontology annotation, molecular function: protein binding. Gene Ontology annotation, cellular component: cytoplasm; nucleus.